AUGGUAUCACUUCAUGAUGGAUCUCCAAUUGUUGGUCAUGAAGCAUUCAGUGCGAAUGGCAGACUUGUCACUGAAUUUCUUGGAAUUCCAUUUGCUGAGCCGCCCGUGGGCGAAUUGAGAUUCAGAAAACCCAAACCUAAAGCACCGUGGAGAAAACUGUUUAAUGCUACCACAUUGCCAAAUUCGUGCGUACAGAGUUUGGAUUCGUAUUUUGGCGACUUUGAUGGAGCUACUAUGUGGAAUAGUAAUGUACCAUCUUCUGAAGAUUGCCUUUAUUUAAAUAUAUUCAUUCCUGGAAAAAUUGAUCCAGCAGCUAAAUUACCUGUAUUAUUAUGGGUUUACGGUGGUGGCUUUUGGUCUGGUUGUGCAACUCUGGAAAUAUACGACGGGAAAAUAUUUGCUAGUGAGGAAAAUGUUAUUAUUGUAUCCAUGAAUUAUCGAGUUAGCGUAUUUGGAUUUUUGUAUAUGGCAAGAGAAGAAGCACCAGGAAAUAUGGGUUUAUGGGACCAACUUAUGGCACUCAAAUGGGUUCAUAAAAAUAUUGAUUUAUUUGGCGGUGAUCCGAAUCGUAUCACACUUUUCGGUGAAAGUGCUGGUGCUGCUGCGGUAUCGAUGCAUUUGUUGAGCCCAAAAAGUACGCCUUAUUUUCAACAAGCAAUUGUUCAAAGUGGCAGUGCUACUGCGCCUUGGGCGCUGGAACAACGGAAAGUAGCAAUCGCAAGAUCAGUGGCAUUAUAUGAAGAUAUGAAAUGCGGUAAUAUGUCAAAAGAUCCCGAAAAAUGGGAUCUUAAUAAGGUAUUACAAUGCUUACUGGAUGCUCCAGCAGAAUUAAUUCGAGAUUCUGAAUGGGCACCAGUAAUGGAAUUCGUUGAUUUUCCAUGGGUACCAGUAAUUGAUGGUGAUUUUUUAAUUGAACAACCGUCGACUGCACUUAAGCAAGGAAAUUUCAAAAAGACACAAUUGCUUGCUGGUUCGAAUCUCGAUGAAUCAAUUUACUUUAUCGUUUAUCAACUUGGUGAUAUUUUUCCACCAAAUGAUUUUUUUACAAAGAACGAUUUUAUAACGAAUAGAUCAACGUGGCUGAGGAGUAUUUCUAACCUAUUACCGCGUUCAUAUAUGAAAUCACAACUUGGAUUGGCAUCGAUCAUUCAUGAAUAUGAACCUGCCGAAUUGCCAGUUAAACCAAACGAUUGGAUUGAUUCACUCGAUAAAAUGCUUGGUGAUAUGCACUUCACAUGCAAUGUUAAUGAAUUAGCAUUAGCCAAUAAUAUUCAUGGCGGUGAUUCUUACUAUUAUUAUUUUACACACCGCUCAAGUCAGCAAACUUGGCCAUCAUGGAUGGGUGUUCUACAUGGAUAUGAAAUAAAUUUCAUUUUUGGUGAGCCACUGAAUUCACAGAAAUAUAAAUAUACCCAAGAAGAAAAAGAGCUUAGUCGCCGAUUUAUGAGAUAUUGGGCCAAUUUUGCAAGAACGGGGUAA
Molecule: messenger RNA, 1479 nt
Organism: Dracunculus medinensis (Guinea worm)
Lineage: Eukaryota; Metazoa; Nematoda; Chromadorea; Rhabditida; Dracunculidae
Source: the annotation of a GenBank genome assembly